AUGGACAGAUACUGGAUUUUUUCCCUUGGGUCUUCCAUAUUUCUGCUUUGCUAUUGUGGGCAGUUCCUCUCACUGCUCAGAGUGGGGAAAGCUGAGACUUCAGGAGAGGAUGACCACAGUCUCCCCAACUCUCCCAAAAGAAAAUCAGAAAGUGAGGAAGACAUAAAUACAUUCCUGAAAGAGUAUGAAAAGACGGCUUUAAUUGUGUGGCAUGAGUAUGUGGAGGCUGCCUGGAAUUACAAUACCAACAUCACUCUGUAUAACCGUCAGCAAAUGCUGGAAAAGAACUUCCUGAUGGCUCAACAUACAUUAUAUUAUGGCACAAAGGCUCACCAAUUUAAUACCACCAACUUCACUGACCCACUACUGAAGCGCAUCCUUUGGAAGCUGAAGGAAAUGGAGAGGGCCAUCCUUCCCCAGGAUGACCUUAUGGAGUACAAUCAACUUCUAACAAAUAUGGAGACAAUCUACAGCAUGGGUGAUGUGUGCUCAGAAGAGGGACCUUGCAUGUUCCUGGAGCCUGACCUUCUAAAGGUGAUGGCCUCCUCCAGGAACUAUAAUGAACUACUCCAGGCUUGGCAAGGUUGGAGGGACACUGUGGGCCAGCAGCUCCGCCCCAUCUACACUCGGUUUGUGGAACUCAGCAACAAGGCUGCCAGGCUCAAUGGUCACACAGAUACAGGGGCCUCCUGGAGACAGAUAUAUGAGUCACCCACCUUGGAACAAGACCUUGAGCAGCUCUUUCAGCAACUAGAACCACUCUAUCUAAACCUGCAUGCUUAUGUGCGCCGAGCUCUUUACCAUUACUAUGGGUCUCAAUACAUUAACCUAAAGGGAUCCAUUCCUGCCCACCUACUGGGGAAUAUGUGGGGUCAGUCCUGGAUCAACAUCAUUGACCUAGUCAUACCCUUUCCUCUAUCCACCAGAAUGAACGUCACCAUGCUCAUGAAGAGCCAACACUGGACACCCUAUAAGAUGUUUGAGGAGGCUGACAAAUUCUUCCAGUCUCUGGGGCUGUUCCCUGUUCUCCCUGAAUUCUGGGCCAAAUCAAUGUUGGAGAAGCCAGGGGAUGGAAGAGCUGUGUCGUGUCAAGCUUCUGCCUGGGACUUCUACAAUGGAAAGGACUUCAGGAUAAAGCAGUGUACUGGGGUGAAUAUGGAAGAUCUGAUAUCCGUCUUCCAUGAGAUGGGCCAUAUCCAAUACUUCAUGCAGUAUAAGAAUCUGCCCUUGCCACUCCGAGAUGGGGCCAACCCAGGCUUCCAUGAGGCCAUAGGGGAUGUGGCGGCCCUCUCUGUCUCCACUCCCAAGUACCUUCACAACUCAGACCUGCUGAUCACUGAAGUAGAGGACUAUGAAAGCGAAAUCAACUUCCUCAUGAGCAUAGCAUUGGAAAAGAUUGCCUUCAUCCCCUUCAGCUAUCUGGUGGACCAGUUUCGAUGGAAGGUCUUUGAUGGUCGCAUCAGCCAGCAAUUUUACAAUAAGGAAUGGUGGAACCUAAGGUUGAAAUAUCAGGGACUGUGCCCACCAGUGCCAAGGUCAGAGGAAGACUUUGACCCAGGUUCUAAGUUCCAUAUUGCUGGCAAUGUGCCUUAUAUCAGGUAUUUUAUCAGCUUUGUGAUCCAGUUCCAAUUUCAUGAGGCCCUGUGCCAAGCUGCAGGCCACAAAGGCCCCCUACACACAUGUAAUAUCUACAGCUCCCAAGAAGCUGGAAAACUCCUAGGGGAUGUCAUGAAACUUGGAUUCAGUAAGCCAUGGCCAGAAGCAAUGAAGAUGAUUACUGGACAAUAUAACAUGUCAGCAAAACCUCUCAUGGAGUACUUUAAGCCCCUGCUUGACUGGCUCAUUGCAGAGAAUGUUCGUAAUGAAGAAGUCCUGGGCUGGCCUGAAUUUGGUUGCUUCGUCUCUGAUGAUGUGGAAAAAAAAGUGAGAAUCCUGCCUCCGAGUUUGAACUCCACUGACAUGGUUGCUGGGCAGUGGCUGCUGCUGGCCAUGUGUCUACUACUCAUGUUGCUCAUAGCAAGUCUACUCUAUAAGGCCGUAGCCGAGCAAUACAGGAUGCCUGACCCCGACAAGGAAGGCACAUUUCCUGGGGUCCCCGUGAAAAUCCAGCAUGCUGUCAGGAGCCAGUACCUGCUUUUCAUCCUGAGCCCCGCCCAUGAGCCUGCCCCUUCUCGUGCUCAAGCUCCUCCUUUCAGCACCAUGAUAGGGACAGCUCCCGGGGUCGUGGCAACCUCUGCCUUCAGUCUCUUCAGAAGCAAAGUGGGGCUACCCGGGCAGGACCUCAGGGAAGCUACUGUUGGUGGAGGUUAA
Gracilinanus agilis (Agile Gracile Mouse Opossum) is the source of this 2310-nucleotide messenger RNA. RefSeq names its product angiotensin-converting enzyme-like. The transcript has 15 exons. Gene Ontology annotation, cellular component: plasma membrane. Gene Ontology annotation, molecular function: peptidyl-dipeptidase activity; metallopeptidase activity. Bases 1 to 2310 code for a protein of 769 amino acids. Gene Ontology annotation, biological process: proteolysis. Lineage: Eukaryota; Metazoa; Chordata; Mammalia; Didelphimorphia; Didelphidae. The record is from RefSeq and is a predicted model, not a curated record.